Molecule: messenger RNA, 3483 nt
Organism: Aureobasidium musti
Lineage: Eukaryota; Fungi; Ascomycota; Dothideomycetes; Dothideales; Saccotheciaceae
Source: the annotation of a GenBank genome assembly
AUGGCCGCAGCAAAGCUUUGCUGCACCGCGCCUCUGCGAUCGCAUUCGCCCGACGAUACACCCCCGAGGCCUGUCAGACCCUUCAAGUCUUUGGCCAACAUCAAGACACACUUUGCUCAUAACAAGCAUACCCCCGACACCACAGAUGAUCACACACAAGGAAGUUAUCCACUUUACCCAGCAGACGAUCUUGAGCUUCGCCGUAUCUUUGUUGCUGCUUCCUUGCCGGAGGAUCAUCCUCAUGCCCUCAAGAUCCGUCAUCGCAAGCCUGAAGUGAACGAGAGUAUCAUACAUUCACCGAGCUUUACGAACAAGCUACGCAGGCAGCUGAGUCGCAAGAGCCUGGCGACAGACAAAUUCCACAAGGAUACGUCAAGCAAGUUAACUCUUGGGUCUCUGAUAUUGCCGGGAAAAAGGCUAGCGCAUGGCCUUCCGGAACUUGCUGGUGGUUACGACGACGAUGCUCAGUCAUUGUGCUUGACCGAGUCUCGACUUGCUUCUCUCGCGAACGAUAGCCGUGGAAUGAUGGAUGCAAGAUCUGUCCAACACGCUCGAUCUUCUGAACCACUCAAUCGCAGUGACAUUGCCCCAGAUGAGCCACGCCGGUCAGUCAGUGUACCUUUGGCAUCAUAUCCAGCAGACUCCUCAUCACAACCGAGACGUUCGCUCUCCUCCGACAUGCAGCAGGAGUUCAAAGGUGCUCUCAGUGUUCAUCUGCCUGGUCCUACGUUCAUGGAUGCAGACGACAUAUGGCAAUCAUCGCCCGCAGAUGUACAAACGAGUCCUGCGCAGUUGUUGAAAACACUCAACUCUGCCGGUCCGCAACUGGCAACUUCUCAACUAUCAUCUUCGGAAACGAUUCAACCGCAGCUGAUCAGGGCAAAAUCAAGAAGCACAGACAAACAAAAGGUAUUGCCUAGGGACUCGACCAAUUCGCUGCACUUGUACGAUAUGCAAAUUUCGCAGCAUCUGCGUACACGAUCACAAGUUUCAGAACCUUCAAGUGCGAGCGAGCCAGAUAGACAAAAUCGCCAUACACACGCAAGUCUCAACAGCAUCGUGCUCUCCUCUAUGGGCCCUGAACGCUGCAAGAGCAUAUCUAGCUCUGGUUUUGCCGGCUCGGCUGGACCUUCUACCUGGGAAAAGGUUCUUGAGGACGAAUCUUCAUCCAUAUACAGUCGCAGGCCAAGCACCGCCUUGGAUGUCCCGCUCGUGCCUCUAACAGGGCACAUAUCUGAUCUCUCUCACAAGUCUAUCCAAGAGAGAUCGAUAGCCUCUGAUAUGUCCAAACAUUCCAACCAGAGUAAAGAGAACACUUUUCGUCAAGCAGAAAGGGUUAUCUCUGUGUCUACUGGCAUUAGCUUUGUUGCAAGUGGUUCGGUAUCUCAUCCUGAUCUCAGAGAGUCUGCAUCCGUGAGCAGCUCAGCUUGUGUCAAUACUUGGCCUGAUCACAAGGCGACGUGCUCCCNNCUUCCAANNAAAAGCGACAGUUCAGGAAGCCUCGGAAAGCUAAGCAAAUUCAAGGAAGAUCUCAAUGAUGCUUCCACUGUUCCAAACUCUAGGAAGAAGCGCCGCUCGAUCUUGCGUAUGUUAUUCCCUGGACUCACACGAUCGAAACUUCGAAGCACCAGCACGCCAUUGCUCGGUGGCCGUACCCAAUCUUCUCUCAAUCAGACUUACGACGGGACUGGAGACGCUCAAGACUUUCUGUCUGUGCCACAGUCCUCCUCUAAGCCACAGGGUGCUCAGCGAGCGGCCAGCUUUGCUGACAACGCGGAGCUGAGGCCUGCCAGCGCACGCUCAAUUAGUUCCUUGGCCGCCACACCAUCUCUGCGGUCACGCCAAUCCUUGGUGAACUAUGAAAGAAGUCUUUCUAUUGUGGGUGAUAACCGUCGCCGCAAGUCGACUUUAGGAGGACCAAAGAUUGGAGGAAAUGCGGCUGAAGAUCAAGGUGAUUAUCCAGAACGAACCCUACGUCGCGCCAGCCCUCUUCUCAGUCCUAGCAGAAAGGGGACAGAAGAAGCCUUGAUGGAAAAGGCGCUGCUACAACAUCAGGCAGAGAAAGCAGCUCUUCUCCGUCCAAGCAACCUGAAGAUCGAGACCGCGCCGACCCCACGACAUGCACCUGUUUUCAUGAGCCCUUUCGGUUUCCAAUCUACCAGUGAAGCAAGAUUGACAGCAGCGACGCUCGAGGAACUCGACCCGUUAGAAGCCGAAGAGCCACAAGCUGUUCGCAAAAGUCAAAGUAUGCAAGAUCUUACAUCCUCCGAAGAUGUUGUUGCCCAAUCUCUCCAGUCUCGUGGCAAGAAACGCAGCACCAUCUGGACCAUGGACACUGCUAUCACAAAGGGCACCAAAUCACAUCUUCGUGCAGUUGCUCCACCACAUGCCUGGAGUCAGUAUCCAUCUCAUACACGAGAACGACGCUGUAGUUCAGCUGGGCGCCAUGAUGAUAUAAUCUGUCGAGAUUUUGCUCAUGGCCAAACGCCAUGCAACAUAGACCAAGCAGUCUCCGUUGAGACAACGAAAUCGCAUCAGGUCUGGCCACGUCUGGUCAAUUCCAAAAGAAGAAACUGGAUCGCGAAAUCGCGGUCGAUGACAUUCGGGACAGUCUUCCGCUACUAUUCUAAUCUUCUUACUUCCUCAGCAGCCCGUAACCGCCGGUCGUCCACGGCAACAGGUGGUAGGCUUGAACACCCAGAGCUCGAAGUCUUGCCUCCAGUGCUACCGGUACAUCCGAUGUCCUCUGCGCACUCAGGACUUGAGGACCAAUUCUCUCGUUCCACGGAUCAUCAAGAAGCAGAAGGCCAUGACAUCAAAGACGGGCUUGGUUUUUACCACCACCGUUCUCAAAAGUCAACAUCGAUUGUAAACAGGUCUCCAUCCGAACACGCCCCAACCGUCCCUUGUCUGUAUGACGGAUCACAGUCUUUGCACAGUCAGGCAGCAACUGACUUGCGAUCGGGAGACCACUCCGAGGAUAUGUCUAUUCUGCCUGAUGCACUAGACGGAAAUGUCGAGGACAAGCCUGCAGAACCGGACAGAGCACUGAGCGCACGAAGAUUGUCUCGAAUGUACCAAGCUUACGUGCAGCUUCCGACUUCCCUGAACAAUACUGAAAUGGAGCAAAAUGGUGCUAUAGAUGAAUCCAGCCAUACCUCAGACGAACCUACCAUUGCCGAGUCGCCUGACGUUGGUUCAAAGAUGUCCACCACCGCGUUCCUGACUGUCCCGUCUCCCAAAGAACGUUCGUCCUCGGGUCCAAUAACUCGUCACUUCCNNCCCUCGGUCACUGUGGUUGACGACCGCAAAGGACAUUGGCGUAGUGUCAGUCUGUUGUCGGUGGACUCUGGAAGAAGUAUCCGUAAGAGCACCAGAGAUCUUUUGGACGUUGUAAGAGCAACGCAAACACAGGAGCUUGCGAAGUUGUUGAACACGUCUGAGACUUCGAUCACGGAUGCAAACACCUUGGAUGGGUACUGA